Darwinula stevensoni is the source of this 701-nucleotide messenger RNA. The record is from the annotation of a GenBank genome assembly. Lineage: Eukaryota; Metazoa; Arthropoda; Ostracoda; Podocopida; Darwinulidae.
AGGUCUUCAGCUCAGUGAUUUGGCUAAUGCUCCCUUGAGGUUGGCCUCAUGGUUGGGGAUCAAGUGCAAAGUGUUUGAUUUUAUGCUUGGAUUCUGACAGUUCAAAUGAUAUGAAGUCUGAUCUCAGUCAGGCUCAGAGCUUAUUGUUGUGAUAGUGAAGUCCUUCCCUCAUCUUAUCACAUCAGACAGAUAUGCUACCUACAGCCACAAGCAACUGUGAUUCCUCUUCCAACAACGACACUCUGUCAAAAUGCAGGGGUAUCUUCACCUCUUCUCUGCAGAAGGUCUUGGAACAAGUCCAUCCACUUCUGACAGCAACUCCACAUGCAUUGGCACAUGUUGAAGGUCUUAUCCUACAACUGCUAGAGAUUUUGUGUGCUGCUCCUUCUCCUCAUACUGUUGCAGACAUAGAGGAACGGGUGCAGCAUAACUUCCCAAACCCCCUUGAUAAAUGGGCCAUUAGAGAUGCCAAGGAUGCAUUGGAAAAGGGGAAAAAGAAAAGCUCCUUGGUUCUUCCUGUUGACAAGGUCCAUCACCUCCUGCAGAGAGUGAGUUCUCCAUAUAUAACUUUGAUGACGGCAUCAGUAUUCAAGAGUUUCUCCUCCUGUGGUGCAAAUACUUAUUUGCGUGAUGACUUUGGGUCAACUGAAGUUCAUUUUAGCGAUAAUUAUGGAGAUGAUCCAUCAUACCCCGGACAUUGA